GAUCGGUUACAGCGGGAGACGCUGUGUCGUCGUCUAUAUAGACUCCUUCCUCGACCCCCUCCCAUUGUUUCUCGAAUCUCGAUCGUAGCUUCCUUCCUUCCUCCCUCUCCCUAUCAGGGUCAUCCGGCUCGUUCGUCCGAAGUUGUUCGACCGAGGCGAGAUGACGGGCAAGCGGAAGGCCGGCGACGACAUUAAAGGGCCAAGGCAUCGGGCUGCUAGGCAGACGGAGGAGCCUACAGCCCUUACAUCGGCGCAGACUUCAGGGCCGACGACGGCGAAUGCAGCCGGCGACGGCAUUGCCGUGACUUCGCCGGCGAUGAGGUGGCUGUUGGCGGUGACUUCAGGCUACCCCGUCGACUUUUCCCAGUUCGAUGGAGCCGCUCCCGGGGCCGAGGACGGGUCGGGGUACAGGGGAUUCUCCCAGUCGCAGGCGCAUGGGAGGGCGCCGCAGAUGCCAUCUCAGGGGAUGCGCCGGCCGCCGCUGGGCAAUCCAGCCGGUGGGCGUCGGUCCUUCACUAACCAGUACCACGGGCCGACCGGCCAUGGUUCGCUCUCCGGCCAGACCCAGAACCACGCCGCGGUCCCCACGCAGACAGGAAACGGGCAGACGGCCGGUUCGCUCUCCGGCCAGACCCAGAACAACGCCGCCGACCCCAGGCAGACAGUACCAGAGCAGCCGGCCGGUUCGCUCCCCGGCCAGACCCAGAACCACGCCGCUGGCCCCAGGCAGACAGAAACAGAGCAGCCGGCCGGUUCGCUCCCCGGCCAGACCCAGAACCACGCCGCCGGCCCCAGGCAGACAGGAACAGAGCAGCCGGCCGGUUCGCUCUCUGGCCAGACCCAGAACCACGCCACCGGUCCCAGGCAGACAGGAACAGGGCAGCCAUGCGGCAACUCCGGUGACGCCGGCGGGCAGCCUUCGUCGGCAGUCCCUUGCGCAAGCGCGCCAGGUGCUCCAGUCAGUUCCCUCGAUCGACUGUGCACUCUUUGCAAGAGGUCCACGACCGGUGUUUGGGGCUUGGUGCCAUUGUGUGUGGAUUGCUACAACAAGCUCGUCACCAACAACGUGCCUCCACAGCACCCGGAGACCCCCUACGCGCCUCCGGUUCCAGUGCCCAGCUUCGGUGGCGCGACGCAGGGUCAGGGCAUCGCCAUUGGCGACCAGCGCCAGCCCGACCUCGGCCAGCCUUCUUACGCGGGGCUGGCACGGACUGCCGUCGGCCCACUCACAAUGGCACCGAGUGCUGACAUGUGCUGUGUAUGUGUUGACCUAGAGCUAACCAUGUGGGUUUUGGGCACGUCGCCCUUGUGCGAGGCUUGCUACAACUGUAUGUUCGUCGACGGCGAAGCGCCUCCGCAGCACGCGCAGACCGGCUACGUGCUCCCGAGUCAAGUCCCCAGCUACGCGGGUGCGCCUCAGGGGACAGUCCCUGCCAGUGAGCAGCAGUACCAGGCUGCGGCCAUUAGGCCUUCUUCCGGUCCCAGCUCGAGCUUGGCCGUCGGUUCGGGCCCGAUCUGCCAGGCUUGCGGCCACCCCUCCGGCGCCGGCAACAGGGCUUGCGGUGUUUGCAACCGCAACGGCUCGCCGCCGCCAGGGCUCGGCUAGCUCAUAUCUCGCCGCUCCAAUCAGUGUACGGCAUUACUUUGAGGGAGACUGUCUUCUGAACUCUGAGAGCCUUCUCUGCUUGCUCUGUUUUGACAGAGAUGCUGCUUUGAGUAGUGAUGAUUCUUGUGAUAUAUGCCGUGGCAACACAUACAUACAGUAGAUCAGUGACACGUAUAUUUGUGCUUGUUUCCUUUUUCAGUGCUCUGACAUUAUAUCCGAUUCGUUAAUCUUUGAUUUGCUUAU
This is a messenger RNA of Hordeum vulgare subsp. vulgare (domesticated barley), 1849 nucleotides long. RefSeq lists its product as uncharacterized. The transcript is spliced from 4 exons. The coding region runs from base 161 to 1606 and encodes 481 amino acids. The record is from RefSeq and is a predicted model, not a curated record. NCBI's taxonomy places the organism in Eukaryota, Viridiplantae, Streptophyta, Magnoliopsida, Poales, Poaceae.